GGAAUAAAAAAAAGAGGAAGAGAUUGGGGAGAUAAGUUGACAUUGUGAUUUAUAGAUGCCUAUAAAAACAAUGUAUAUGUGGCUAACUAUGAGAAUUGAAACCACUACCAAUAAUACAAUUUGAGUGUGAUCUCAAGUGUAGCAAUUGUUCACAAUGCUUCAAAUGAUGGUUAAACCCUCUCCUACAAUGAUCGAAACGACUCAUUUUCGAUCAAGGAACAACUUAUGUCCGUUGUCACACCUUAAUACCCGCGGUGAUCACUGUUUUAGUUCCAUUAUCAGUAAAACUCCAUUGAUCAUUCCACCAAAACUCCAUUAUAUUGCUAAAACUAAAAGCAUCCGAAAAUGCCAAAAUUCAGAUCAGUUUCAGGAACAUAGCGGUCGAGAUCACCUUCUUCAAGAGUCAGGUUUACCAAAAUUUCUGGUAUCUGUAGAACAUCUGCUGAAAUUUGUUGCUUCCAAUUUUCUACCAACAGCUCUUAUUGGAGGGGUAGCAUUUGCCCUCAUUAAUCCUAGUCCUGGUUGUUUUGCUCAUAGAUAUCAAGUAUCCAAGUUCAGCAUUAUAGGGAUAUUCCUCAUAUCAGGAUUAACGCUGCGUAGCGCAGAAGUUGGUGAGGCUGCUGAAGCAUGGCCCGUUGGGCUCUUUGGGCUAACUUCAAUUUUACUGCUUACACCCCUCCUUUCGAAAAUUAUGGUGCAAGUUCGCUUACAACCGCAAGAAUUUGUAACAGGUCUAGCUCUAUAUAACUGCAUGCCUACAGCAAUUUCUAGUGGAGUUGCUCUAACCACACUUGCUGGAGGAAAUCCGGCUUUGGCUCUCGCAAUGACCGUGAUAUCUAGUCUGUUGGGAAUUCUGAUUGUUCCUUUUUCUAUAUCACGACUAAUCGCUGGUGGAGUUGGUGCAUCUGUUCCAGCUGAUGAGAUGUUCAGAAGCCUUAUCGGCACGGUUUUGAUACCUCUGAUUUUAGGGAAGGUUUUUCGGGAAUCUAUUAAAGGCAUGUCAGAUAUUAUUGACAAUAAUCGUAAGCACUUAUCUACAUUGGGUGCGAUUUUGCUGAGUCUGAUCCCUUGGGUACAAGUUAGCAAAUCAAGGCCACUGCUUUUAGGGGUUAAACCUGAAGUUGUUCUUGUGGCUGUCUUAAUGGGCGCGAUUCUUCACCUUGUGCUGUUGUGUUUCAAUGCCAUCGCGAUACAACUCCUAUGUGCUGUAUCUGGUGGCAGCAAAUCAAUAUUUGCAAAAGAGGAAAAUCAUAAGACACUCUUGCUUGUUGCGAGCCAGAAAACUGUGUCGGUGCUGGUUGCCGUUGUGGAACAACUUGGUGGUACGUUUGGUGAAGCUGGUUUACUUGUUCUUCCCUGUGUUGCAGCACAUAUAAGCCAGGUUAUCAUUGACUCUUUAAUAGUAGGCUUUUGGAACAAGAGGAAACAAUCACUUGACAAUGUGAAGGUCAAGAAGGUCUUGUAACAUUUCAAUAUUGGUGUAAACUGUAACAAUGAUAAGGGUCCGAUAACUUGAAAUCUUGAAUGACUGACUUAUAUGUGGAUAUGUGAGAAUGUGGGGUAUAACUUUCACUCAUUUUGAAUUUGAAAGUUUAUCUUGAUUUUUCAUUUAACACGUACAUCUUGAGUUGUCACCAACUCAUGCAAUUUAUUAGUUGUCGUAUUAAUUUUUGUAAUCAUGGCAUUUAAUUUCUUAGUUGUUAGUUUGAUGAUAAAUACUAGAAUUUUCUAUAAA
Molecule: messenger RNA, 1735 nt
Organism: Helianthus annuus (common sunflower)
Lineage: Eukaryota; Viridiplantae; Streptophyta; Magnoliopsida; Asterales; Asteraceae
Product: probable sodium/metabolite cotransporter BASS4, chloroplastic
Exons: 14
Coding region: 155-1465 (436 amino acids)
Cellular component (GO): chloroplast envelope
Source: RefSeq, a predicted model, not a curated record